AAACCUGCAUCUGCAUCGUCCACUACCGCCCAGAUAGUGCCUCCUUCAUUCGCACUUUCACAGAAGAAUGCUAUCGCCACAUCUUCCAAUAGUCUCGCAGACAUAAAACCGAAAAUUGAUGAAGAUUUACCGAAGAUUCGCUCAGAACUGCGAACUAAAUUGCAUCGUUUCGAUGAGGCAAUAUACUCACUCCGAGAACGCAACGAUUGGCUUCGAGACUUAUGCGAUAUUUUGUGCAGAAAUCGUAUCAAUGAAUUCAAUGAUUUGUCGUAUCGUCAAAAUAAGCUUGAAAGGAGUCUGCAAAAAAUUUGUUCAAAAGUUCAAAUGGUGAACGAUCAGUUGGAUCGUAUGUCGACGUCGUCCAUCCGAGCAUCAGCGCAUAAUCGCGGUGGUGCGCCCGUACUGAGUGCUGAAGAUGAGCAGUGUGUUGUGAAAACAGCGAGAAAUGUAUGUAAAGCGGUUAUAUCCCGAAAAAGAGUAGUGGCUGAAUUGCAACGUAAACUCAAUGAUUUGCUAGCACGGAGCAGAAUGGCAGCAAAGAUAAAAGAGACGAAUGAUAGCAGCGUGAACGCCUCAACAAAUCACGAAGUAUCGGAAGGAAACGAUUCGAGUGUGUUGAAUUAUUUGUCACAGUCGAAAAUUGUUGUCGCAGAUGAUGAUAGUUACACGCAGAUAAAUGGGAAGGAGUUGUGCAGUCAUGAGAAGAAGCUUUUGAGGUUACGAGCGUUCGCAAUGAGGAACGUGAGUGCAGUGCCUCGGAAGGUGAACGCAAUCACUCAAGAACCAUGGCAUCCACCCGUAAACCAAACGUCCACCUCAAUUUUGUCACGGNAAGGUGAACGCAAUCACUCAAGAACCAUGGCAUCCACCCGUAAACCAAACGUCCACCUCAAUUUUGUCACGGAUCGAAGCAAAACUCAACCAAGUGUCUGUAUCGCCAACUCGCAAUGCAACAAAAAUGUGUUCAUUUUUAAUUUCUAUUCUCUCAUUCCGUUCAUUUUCGAUGAGAUGUCAAAUGACGGCUUAAUGCCGAUAACAAUUAAAUGUUUCUUUUGA
This is a messenger RNA of Anisakis simplex (herring worm), 1056 nucleotides long. Lineage: Eukaryota; Metazoa; Nematoda; Chromadorea; Rhabditida; Anisakidae. The record is from the annotation of a GenBank genome assembly.